GCCUGUCUGGCCCUGAGGGAGCCCCUUUCUGAAGCUGUGGUGCUUGGACGACCUGCUCUCUACGUUGCUGGGCACCUGUAGGUGUCCCUCGAGAGCUCAGUUUUGAGGUUCAAGUCAGUGUGGCCAUGAAGGGGCUGCCUAUUGGGCUGAUGCUGUGACCCUGGAGUCUGCCUCUCCUGCCAGUCCCCCUGCCUGGAACAUGUGGCUGCGGCUUGGCCCGCCGUCGCUGUCCCUGAGCCCCAAGCCCACAGUUGGCCGGAGCCUGUGCCUCACCCUGUGGUUCCUCAGUUUGGUGCUGAGGGCCAGUACCCAGGCUCCAGCACCCACAGUCAAUACUCACUUUGGGAAGCUAAGGGGUGCCCGGGUACCAUUGCCCAGUGAGAUCCUGGGACCUGUGGACCAAUACCUGGGGGUGCCCUAUGCAGCUCCCCCAGUCGGCGAGAAACGUUUCCUGCCCCCUGAACCACCCCCAUCCUGGUCGGGCAUCCGGAACGCCACACACUUUCCCCCAGUGUGCCCCCAGAACAUCCACACAGCUGUGCCUGAAGUCAUGCUGCCAGUCUGGUUCACUGCCAACUUGGAUAUCGUAGCUACUUACAUCCAGGAGCCCAACGAAGACUGCCUCUACCUGAAUGUCUAUGUGCCCACGGAGGAUGGAUCCGGCGCUAAGAAACAGGGCGAGGACUUAGCGGAUAAUGACGGGGAUGAAGAUGAAGACAUCCGGGACAGUGGUGCUAAGCCUGUCAUGGUCUACAUCCACGGAGGCUCUUACAUGGAAGGGACAGGCAACAUGAUUGAUGGCAGCGUCCUCGCCAGUUAUGGCAAUGUCAUCGUCAUCACCCUCAACUAUCGCGUUGGGGUGCUAGGUUUCCUGAGCACUGGAGAUCAGGCCGCCAAGGGCAACUAUGGGCUCCUUGACCAAAUCCAGGCCCUCCGCUGGGUGAGUGAGAAUAUUGCCUUCUUCGGAGGAGAUCCCCACCGUAUUACCGUCUUUGGCUCGGGCAUUGGUGCAUCCUGUGUCAGCCUCCUCACGUUGUCACACCACUCUGAGGGACUUUUCCAGAGGGCCAUCAUCCAAAGUGGUUCUGCUCUGUCCAGCUGGGCUGUAAACUACCAACCAGUGAAGUACACCAGCCUUCUGGCAGAUAAAGUGGGCUGUAAUGUGCUAGACACCGUAGACAUGGUGGACUGUCUCCGGCAAAAGAGCGCAAAGGAACUGGUAGAGCAGGACAUCCAGCCAGCCCGCUACCAUGUGGCCUUUGGCCCUGUGAUUGAUGGUGACGUCAUCCCCGAUGACCCUGAGAUCCUGAUGGAACAGGGCGAGUUCCUCAACUAUGACAUCAUGCUAGGUGUCAACCAGGGCGAGGGUCUCAAGUUUGUGGAAGGGGUGGUGGACCCUGAGGAUGGUGUCUCUGGCACUGAUUUUGAUUAUUCUGUCUCCAACUUUGUGGACAAUCUGUAUGGCUAUCCUGAGGGUAAGGACACCCUGCGGGAGACCAUCAAGUUCAUGUACACAGAUUGGGCAGACCGUGACAACCCUGAGACUCGCCGUAAAACACUGGUGGCACUCUUCACUGACCACCAGUGGGUGGAGCCCUCAGUGGUGACAGCCGACCUGCAUGCCCGCUAUGGCUCACCUACCUACUUCUACGCCUUCUACCAUCACUGCCAGAGCCUCAUGAAGCCUGCUUGGUCAGAUGCAGCUCAUGGGGAUGAAGUACCCUAUGUUUUUGGGGUCCCUAUGGUAGGCCCCACUGACCUUUUCCCCUGCAACUUCUCCAAGAAUGAUGUCAUGCUCAGUGCUGUCGUCAUGACCUAUUGGACCAACUUUGCCAAGACUGGGGAUCCCAACAAGCCGGUCCCCCAGGACACCAAGUUCAUUCACACCAAGGCCAACCGCUUUGAGGAAGUGGCCUGGUCCAAAUACAAUCCCCGAGACCAGCUCUACCUUCACAUCGGGCUGAAACCAAGGGUCCGCGAUCAUUACCGGGCCACUAAGGUGGCCUUUUGGAAACACCUGGUGCCCCACCUAUACAACCUGCAUGACAUGUUCCAUUAUACGUCCACAACCACCAAAGUGCCGCCCCCGGAUACCACCCACAGCUCCCACAUCACCCGCAGGCCCAACGGCAAGACCUGGAGCACCAAGCGGCCAGCCAUCUCACCUGCCUACAGCAACGAGAACGCCCAAGGGUCCUGGAACGGGGACCAGGAUGCAGGGCCACUCCUGGUGGAGAACCCUCGUGACUACUCCACUGAAUUAAGUGUCACUAUCGCCGUGGGGGCCUCCCUCUUGUUCCUUAAUGUUCUGGCCUUUGCUGCCCUCUACUACCGUAAGGACAAACGGCGCCAGGAGCCCCUGCGGCAGCCUAGCCCUCAGAGGGGAGCCGGGGCCCCUGAAUUGGGAGCUGCUCCUGAGGAGGAGCUGGCAGCAUUACAGCUGGGCCCCACCCACCAUGAGUGUGAGGCCGGUCCCCCCCACGACACACUUCGCCUCACUGCGUUGCCCGACUAUACCCUGACCCUGCGGCGCUCCCCUGAUGACAUCCCACUCAUGACCCCCAACACCAUCACCAUGAUUCCCAACUCCCUGGUAGGGCUGCAGACAUUGCACCCCUAUAACACCUUUGCCGCAGGGUUCAACAGUACCGGGCUGCCCCACUCACACUCCACUACCCGAGUAUAGCUCCAACCCAGAGCACAGCCUGUCUCCUGGCUCCCUCCCUCCCAGACCCACAAACACAUGCACACACAGACACACACACAGACACGUACAGACAUAUAUGUAUACACAUGCACCCACACCCUACAGCAGACCCACCUGCACAAACAUAGAUGUGGACAUGCACUUGCAUGUACAAAAACACAAAUACGGAAGUAAACCUGAAUAAACCCUUCAAACGGGGACUCAAAUGAGUCCUCGGUAAACCGAGGACCCAUGGAACAGCAGCUGAAGCCAGCUCCCUGAGCCUGACCACAGACACUCCUGGGGGUGCUGAAAGCAACAGCUGGACACCCCCUUGGUGCUCGCCUUCGGCUUCUCUUGAAACUGCACCACCGACCAACUCCAGACUCGGGAGCUUUAAAGAGCAGAGUAGCUCUUCCUCUCCCAGACUUGGUCUUUUUUCUGGGUCUUGUUUCUGUUGAUUUUUUUUAAUUUUGGAACAAAUGCUUUUCCAACCUGUGAGUGCUAAGAGGCAGCUCUGAAAGGGAGGGCUCCAGGCCCAGGUUUCUCUGGCUCUGGAACCCCUAGUGCACACACAACCAGACCAACGAACAGGACCCCCAGGAGAGAAACAGAUUCGAGCAAGACUAUGGGGUGGAAGGAGAAAGGGGUUAAUGCUGGAUGGGGCUGGAGAGCCACAGGGGAGAGAUCUCAAGCUGUCUCUGUGUCCCUGUGAUGGCUGCAGAGCCUACAGGGUGACCUGCUUCCCCCAAAGGCCAGCAGCAUUGGCCUGGCUAGACUAGGGGACCCUAGAUUUGCUGAAUGAGGUACUGUGGAGGCCAUGCCAUUACUGGCCCCCAACUCCGCCCCAGUAUGAUCUGGGUUCUGCCUCUGCCCUUGGGGAAAUGCUAUCAGAUAUUUGCCCCAUUUUCUUUACAGUCUCUUUUUGUGUCUGUCAUUUCUCUUUCAAAAAGGCGGUGUUUUUUGUUGUUGUUGGCUUUUUUUUUUAAAGAAAAGUUCUUAAAACACUAACGGAAACCCAUGGAGUUUGUCCUUUGUAAAAAUUUUAAACACAGUGUCUUGAUAUAAAAAUAAAAAAUCCAGUUAGCACUCCCAA
Lemur catta (Ring-tailed lemur) is the source of this 3782-nucleotide messenger RNA. RefSeq names its product neuroligin 3 (gene NLGN3). NCBI's taxonomy places the organism in Eukaryota, Metazoa, Chordata, Mammalia, Primates, Lemuridae. The transcript has 6 exons. Bases 200 to 2686 code for a protein of 828 amino acids. Gene Ontology annotation, molecular function: neurexin family protein binding; signaling receptor activity. The record is from RefSeq and is a predicted model, not a curated record. Gene Ontology annotation, biological process: chemical synaptic transmission; modulation of chemical synaptic transmission; synaptic vesicle endocytosis. Gene Ontology annotation, cellular component: cell surface; postsynaptic specialization membrane; synapse.